Messenger RNA from Tupaia belangeri chinensis (Chinese tree shrew), 1286 nucleotides. RefSeq names its product selenoprotein M (gene SELENOM). Gene Ontology annotation, cellular component: endoplasmic reticulum lumen. The record is from RefSeq and is a predicted model, not a curated record. Lineage: Eukaryota; Metazoa; Chordata; Mammalia; Scandentia; Tupaiidae. Gene Ontology annotation, molecular function: oxidoreductase activity.
AGAGCUAGAAAGGAGCCGGGACUGCGCCUGGUGAUAGCUGGAGACCCCGGGCGAGGCUUGGGGAGGGAACAGCGUGCUGGGGGCGUGGCCUCUUACGGGGCGUGGCUUCCAGUCGGGGCGGGGCCAGCCUGCGGGCCCAGACGUGGCGCAGAGGUCGGGUGGUUCGCCUCCAGCUCGCGGAUCAUCUCCGGCCGGAUCCUGAUGAAUCUCCUGCUACCCCCCACUUCGCGGCGCUUGGGGGCCCCAGCCACCGCCGUCACCACAUACCGGCCGAACUGGGACCGUCUGCGCGGCCUGGCCCGAGCCCGGGUAGAGGUGAGUGCACUGUCCCCCGCCCCGGCACUACCUCCCUCCAACCUUUCCACCCGGUCGUCUUGGGCCUGCCUGCCCCGACCCCAAGACCACUCUGACCCCCGAGCCCUCUCCCUUCCCUCCACCAGGACCAUCCCUCCCGCUUCCUUGCCCCAGGAUGCCCCAGCAUUCACUGUGGAAGCUUUGUGGCCUGGAAUUCGGAACCAUUCCCCCAGCCCCCAUCCGGCCAGACAGCAGGCCCCUAGACGAAUUGGCCCUGCCCUUAACUCUUCUCCUGGCCUAAGACUCCCACAUCUGCUCCACGGAGCCCAACUUCCCCUCCUCCAUCACUCCACUUUUUUAUGGAAUUUCUCUCCCUCACCACUUCUAGGGCUUGGGACUCCAGAGAGUCUCUCUUCUUUCUGCUGGGGGAGGGAAGACUUUCUAAGCGCUUCCCCCCAUCCUGCAGGAGCCAAGGAAGGAGGCUGGGACCUGGGUUGCCACACUCGGGCCGCGGUCUUCCCACCUAAAAAUCCCCCCUGGAGUCCGCAUCUGGGUCUGGGACUUGGACUGCGGAAAGGGCUGAACCGCCUAAAGGAGGUGAAGGCCUUCGUCACCCAGGACAUUCCAUUGUACCACAACCUGGUGAUGAAACACCUCCCUGGGGCCGACCCUGAACUCGUGCUGCUGGGCCACCGCUAUGAGGAACUGGAGCGCAUCCCUCUGAGUGACAUGACCCGUGAGGAGAUAAACGCGCUGAUGCAAGAGCUCGGCUUCUACCGCAAGUCGGCGCCCGACGCACGUGUGCCCCCGGAGUACGAGAGGGCUCCUGCUAAGGCCCCUGAUGGGACUUCGGACCGCGCCGACCUGUAGGUCCAGGAGCACUGCAGAGCUGGAGCAACCCUGCCUGAGUCCCGGAGACCGAAUGAAGCGCUCAGCAUCCCGGGAGCACCUCCCUUGCUGGGGGCCGAUGUGCUGUCCCCGGAGCCAGCAGG